AUGGUCGUCGAUAAAUCGAAAAGGGGGAGGGAUGAGCGAAUAUUCGUGUAUUCCUUUUUCGUCAAACGUGUUAACAUCAACCGAAUUUUGUUGCUUAUCAUUGGCUUAUGGCCUUAUCAGCGAACGCCACUAGUUGAACUUCAAUUAAUUUUACUUUACGGUAUUCUGAUGACUUUUAUCUUAUUUCAGUUAACAGCGUUAAUAACAUCGGAAUGUACUCUGGACAUUAUCUAUAAAGUUAUAUCUUCGGCAUUCUUUUAUGUUUGUUUCUUAAUCAAAUAUAAUUCAUUUUGGAUUAAUGCCGAUAUUGUAAGAUUUUCGCUAAAGCAACUUCAAGAUGUAUGUAAUGAAAUAACAGACAAAAAUGAAAUUGCUAUCAUAGAAAAAUACGGAAGCAAGGCAAAACGUAUUACGAUUAGAAUUUUAUUUCUUGGCAUAUUCUAUCAAUUUACUUUUAUUUUGAUAUAUAUUUGGCCGUACAUUCAUCAUAUCAUGGUUUUUACAAACAAAUCUCAAUCACACACUUCGGUGUAUAUUAUGACAGAAUAUUUUAUUGAUGAAGAAAAAUAUUCCUAUUUAAUUACGCUGCAUAGACACACAGCAUGUUGUAUAGGCACAUUAGCAAUGCUAACGACAGGAACUAUGCUCUUAACAUAUCUUCAACAUACUUGCGCCAUGUUUAGUAUCGCUUGUUAUCGUGUUGAACGGGCAAUUGAUAUUUUAGAAAAGGGUGGUUACCAAAAUGAAGAAAAGAGUUGUGAGGAAAUGAUUCGUGCUGUAAAUAUUCAUUGCAAAGCUAUGAAGCUUAGCAAUUUUUUAAUAUCCAAUUUUUCGGGAUCGUUCUUUUGCUUGAUAGCGGCUGGUGUGCUUUGCCUGAGUUGUAACCUUCUUCGGUUGGCGUCAUUUACUGAUGACUUUGGGCAAUUUAUACUAGCUCUAACUAAUCUAAUUAUCCACUACGUGUACUUGUUUGUAGCCAAUUAUACUGCACAAGAAGUAACGGAUCACAAUGAAUAUUUGUUUGCUACAGUAUAUAACGUUCGUUGGUACGUGGCUCCGAUACGUAUACAGAAUAUGAUACUUUUUCUGUUGCAAAGAGGUACUAAAAGUUUCCAUCUGAUUCUUGGUGGAAUAUUCGUAGUAUCCUUGCAAAGUGCCGCUUCGAUAGCAAGCACUUCCGUAUCAUACUUCACCGUUUUAUAUUCUACCCGACUAGAUUAA
Molecule: messenger RNA, 1221 nt
Organism: Cataglyphis hispanica
Lineage: Eukaryota; Metazoa; Arthropoda; Insecta; Hymenoptera; Formicidae
Exons: 10
Coding region: 1-1221 (406 amino acids)
Biological process (GO): sensory perception of smell; detection of chemical stimulus involved in sensory perception of smell
Cellular component (GO): plasma membrane
Molecular function (GO): odorant binding; olfactory receptor activity
Source: RefSeq, a predicted model, not a curated record